AUGGUACAGCAAACUAAGGUGGUGGUGUCCCUGGUGGGGCCCUACAAGCUCUACGGUGAACUGCUGGUCAAGGUCUGUGCUGAGAACGGUGUGCACUACUGUGACCUAACCGGGGAGAUCGUGUGGAUCGAGGAGAUGACAGCCAAGUAUGCGGCCACUGCGGCGAAGACAGGCGCAGUGCUGGUCAACUGCUGCGGCUUCGAGAGCAUCCCGUCAGACCUCACGACGUUCCUCGUAGCCGAUCGCAUCCAGAAGAAGCUCAACUCGGCCACGAGCACAGUCGACCUCUACUUUACGGAUUUUAAGGGUGAGGCGAGUGGUGGUACUCUGGCUUCAGUGUUUGCCGUUAUGGAGACGUCGACCAGCAAGCAAUUGCUAGCCUCGCGUAACCCGUUCUUCCUGACGGACGACAAGACGAUCGCUGAGAAGCAACAGGCCGGACUGGUGGCGCCCAAUACGAGCGGUAUUACUGUAAAAUACGAUAAGGCCAUGGGUUUCUGGCACUCGCUCUUUAUCGGCGCCUCGGUUAACCAAGCUGUGGUGCACCGCAGCAACUACCGCCUGCAUAACAAGUACGGCGACAAGUUCGUGUACCACGAGCGCAUGGCCAUCGGCGGUUUGUUCAUGCAGCUACUGGCUACAUUCGGAACGAUUGUAGUGGGCAUUAUGCUCUACUUUGGCUGGACACGUGCACUGCUCAAGCGACUGGCGCGUGCUCCUGGCCAGGGUCCGUCGGAGGAGUCCAUGCUUCAAGGCUACUUUAUCGCAGAAGCUGCGGGGUACACGGACGACGGCAAACUAGCCGUGAAGGCCAAGACGGUGGGAUCGGGCGACCCUGGCUACCGUCUUACGUCGCGUCUCAUCUCCGAGUGCGCAUUCUGCUUGGCUAAGGACGAGUUCGGCGACGCCAAGAGUCUCAAGGGCGGCUUCUACACGCCGGCCAGCGCGUUCGGACACAAGUUGGCUGACCGUUUGCAUACCAAGAAGUUUAUCAUGUUUGAGCUCAAGGACAUGGCGUAA
Phytophthora nicotianae INRA-310 is the source of this 1020-nucleotide messenger RNA. RefSeq lists its product as hypothetical. Gene Ontology annotation, cellular component: plasma membrane. The record is from RefSeq and is a predicted model, not a curated record. Gene Ontology annotation, biological process: glycolipid biosynthetic process. The coding region runs from base 1 to 1020 and encodes 339 amino acids. The transcript has a single exon. NCBI's taxonomy places the organism in Eukaryota, Oomycota, Peronosporomycetes, Peronosporales, Peronosporaceae.